GAAACGGCCGGGCCGGGCGGCGAUGGCGGCGCGGGCCGCGCUGCUGCUGCUGCUGCUUCUCAUGGCGGCGGCAGCACCGGGCCCGGCCCAGGGCUCGCAGGGGGAUCGGGAACCGCUGUACCGGGAGUGCCUGAGCCGCUGCGAGCGGCAGAACUGCUCGGGGGCGGCACUGCGGCACUUCCGCGCCCGGCAGCCGCUCUACAUGGGCCUGACAGGCUGGACGUGCCGGGACGAGUGCCAGUACGAGUGCAUGUGGCUGACGGUGCGGCUGUACCAGCAGGGCGGGCACCGCGUGCCGCAGUUCCACGGCAAGUGGCCGUUCUCGCGGUUCCUGUUCGUGCAGGAGCCGGCCUCAGCCUUGGCCUCGCUGCUGAACGGCCUGGCCAGCCUGGUGAUGCUGCUGCGGUACCGGGCAGCCGUGCCCCCCGCAGCGCCCACCUACCCCACCUGCACCGCCUUCGCCUGGGUCUCCUUAAACGCCUGGUUCUGGUCCACCGUGUUCCACACCAGGGACACGGCGCUGACAGAGAAACUGGAUUAUUUCUGUGCUUCGGCCGUCAUCCUGCACUCCGUGUACCUGUGCUGCGUCAGGACGCUGGGGCUGCAGCGCCCAGCCUUAAUCAGCAUCUUCAGAGCCUUCCUCCUCCUCUUCCUCGCCGGCCACAUCUCCUACCUGAGCCUCGUGCGCUUCGACUACGGCUACAACCUGGUGGCCAACGCUGCUGCUGGGAUGCUGACGGUGGCGUGGUGGCUGCGCUGGUGCCUGCGGCAGGGCCGGCGUUUGCCGCACGUGUGGAAAUGCGCGGCCGCGGUGCUGCUGCUGCAGGCGCUGGCGCUGCUCGAGCUGCUCGACUUCCCCCCCCUGGGCUGGGUGCUGGACGCCCACGCGCUCUGGCACAUCGGGACCAUCCCCCUCAACGUGCUCUUCUACAGUUUCCUGAUGGACGACAGCCUCUACCUCCUGAAGGCCAACUCCGACCUCUUCAAAGUGGACUAGAGCUGCUGGGGGGGGUGGGCAGAGCCCCCCGUGCCCCCCCAGGGCUGUGCCCUGCUCUGUGCCAAGCAACCCCCCCUGGCCAAGGCCUCCUGACCCCCCCCGUUUGCCUUCUGAGGUUUGUGGGACCCCCCCCCAGACCCCCCGUGCCCCCCAAUGUGGGCACUGAGGGGUUCAGGAGAGCUGAGAGCCCCCCAAAGCCUCCCCAUGCUGAGCUGGGGGACCCCAAUGAGGUGACAGUGGCUGUUUGGGGACAGGUGGGUGAUUUUGGGGGGCUCUGUGUGCAUGGGGGGGCUCUGGCGGGGGUGGGGGGUGUUGUGUGGGUGCCUUGGGGCUGGGGGUGCCCCCUCCCAGCCCAGAGGGGCUGUGGCCCCCCAUUUCCCCCCUCCCUGGGUGUGUUGUGGGUGUGAAUAAAGCUGAGUUUAAUCUGUGA
Melospiza georgiana is the source of this 1427-nucleotide messenger RNA. It is a transcript of the gene PGAP3, whose product is annotated as post-GPI attachment to proteins phospholipase 3. Gene Ontology annotation, cellular component: endoplasmic reticulum membrane. Bases 23 to 997 code for a protein of 324 amino acids. Gene Ontology annotation, biological process: GPI anchor biosynthetic process. Gene Ontology annotation, molecular function: hydrolase activity, acting on ester bonds. The record is from RefSeq and is a predicted model, not a curated record. Lineage: Eukaryota; Metazoa; Chordata; Aves; Passeriformes; Passerellidae. The transcript is spliced from 9 exons.